AUGGCUGAAAUCAAGCAUGUUCUGGUCAUUGGCGCCAGUGGCAAUAUCGGUAGAGCAGCCAUCAAGGCUUUGCUGGAGGAAAACUUCCAGGUCACUGGCAUGACUCGGGAGUCAUCCAAGGCUGACUUCCCGGAGGGUGUAAAGCACGUCAAAUCCGAUUACUCCGAGGCCUCGCUAGUUGAGGCUUUCAAAGGCCAAGACGCUGUCAUCAGCACCAUGUCUAGCGUUGCACCCGGAGGUGCGCUAUCAUCUCAAAAGUCCCUCAUUGAUGCGGCCAUUGCAGCUGGAGUGAAAGUCUUUUGUCCCUCCGAAUUCGGCAUCGAUAGCUCAGAUCCCUCUGCAUCGACGUACAUCCCGUUCCUAGUGGACAAAAUCGACACUCUCGACUACCUGAAAUCCCAGGAGGACAAGAUCUCCUGGACAGCCGUUAUCACUGGCUGCAUGUUCGACUGGGGCUUGAAUAUCCCCGGCUUCGCAGGUUGGAAUAUUCCCGCUCGCACGGCGACCAUUUUUGAUGGUGGUAAUAUUUCUUUUGAAGCCACAAACAUCGAUCAGGUCGGAAAGGCGCUGGCAAAGUGCUUGGUAUACCCGAAGCUCACUCAGAACCAAUAUGUCUAUGUCAAUAGCUUCACUACCACUCAAAACGAGGUUCUCAAAACUCUUGAACAAGUCACCGGCGAAAAGUUCACAACGUCUGAGGGAACUGUCGACGAGCUGUGGAACGGCGGAGCAGCAAAGGUGAAGGAAGGGCAAGCCCUAGGAGUGUUGGACAUGAUUGCGGGAGCCGUCUAUGGCAAAGGGCAUCUGGCGCAGUAUUCUUCCACCAAGGGACUUUGGAAUGAGAAGCUUGGACUGCCGCAGGAGGAUGUGACUGAGUUCCUGAAUAAAUAUGUGGCGGCAAAGUAA
This is a messenger RNA of Penicillium nucicola, 906 nucleotides long. Its product is annotated as aromatic alcohol reductase. Gene Ontology annotation, molecular function: oxidoreductase activity. The transcript has a single exon. The coding region runs from base 1 to 906 and encodes 301 amino acids. The record is from RefSeq and is a predicted model, not a curated record. Lineage: Eukaryota; Fungi; Ascomycota; Eurotiomycetes; Eurotiales; Aspergillaceae.